AUGUUGUGCUCGUUUGACUUACAAAUUCUUUAUAGUUCGAUUGUUGGAAGUAGAAAAAUUCUAAAGACCUGCAGAAGCUCACAUCGUGAUGUAAAACUACCGUUUCUGAAGCCAAAAAUGGGGGACUUCUUUAAAUAUGUGAUUCGGUGGCCGAUAGGACAGCCGCCUGUUGAUGACUGGAUCCAGAUUUGGCUUGACUCACUCUUUAUUCAUAACGACUUAUGUCUGAAAAUCUGCGUACUGUCAAUGCAAUUAAGUACUGCAAUGGCGUUGGCUCUUAUCCUCUCCAGAAAAAUAAUCUUUGUUUUCAUUCUUUACACUUUCUCAAUGGCGACAUGGGGGCUGGAAUUUCAGGAAUCACGCUCUAUACAUAACAGCGUGCACGUUGAAGGAUGA
This is a messenger RNA of Mucor mucedo, 396 nucleotides long. RefSeq lists its product as uncharacterized. Bases 1 to 396 code for a protein of 131 amino acids. The transcript has 4 exons. Lineage: Eukaryota; Fungi; Mucoromycota; Mucoromycetes; Mucorales; Mucoraceae. The record is from RefSeq and is a predicted model, not a curated record.